AUGCCUGAACAGAGGCAACCCAGAAGGGAGCCAGAGUCUGGCUCUGGCUUCAAGGGCGCUCUUCAAGGCCUAGCGAUAUUCCUCUUCGCGCAAUUUUUUAUCAGUCAAUGGUUCAACAACAAGGAUAAAUCUAGUCUCGAGAGUGCGCCGGGUGCUAUGCCGGCGUUUGCGGAUCGACCUCAACCUAGUGAAGUGGUCGAACCCAGCAUUCUGCCGGAUCUCAUCGCUCCCAUCUGGCCUGCCGACAGCCCAAUUGAUAUCAACAUCUAUGUGACCCCCUCUGUGGUUCCUCCUUCUUUCAAAGUUUCCCCUGAUGCUACACUUGUACUACAAGAGAAGAACUUCACGAUUGGAAACUACAGCGAUGUCAGGGAAAUUGACACGGUCAUCAAUGUCCCCAAGCAGGUCCAGCAGAAUGGAACUCUCUGGGCUCAUUUCUUCUUGGCUCGUACUGGAUAUCAACUAGACCCUUAUGCCAAAGGAUACAGCACUGAUAAUGCCGUUCACUUCCAGCGCCCUCUCAACCAGUUUCUUGCCAAGAAAAAAGUUAGAAAGCUCAAGAAUCUCCUUGCUACUCAAGAGGAAGGACAGGUCGAAGAGGAGGAGGACAAUACCCCGCAAGUCUCGAUUGCUUCGUACUACCACCCAAAUUUCACCGUAUCUCUGGUCCCCGACUCCGGAUCUCAGAAUUUCGGCCAGAUGCACCCGUCUGUUCGCAAGUUUGUGCAACUGGAACGCAGCGGUGCUCGUGAUGCCAGUGGCAAGAAUGGCUGGUAUUACCCAAUCGUAUUUUUGAACACUUUUUGGCAGUUGCGGACCCAUAUGACUGAGCUUAACUCCACUGUUGAGACCGUGCCUUUGCGGAUCACUCUUAACAACAUGGCCAAUUGGAAGUUCAGCCUAAUCUCCAGCGUCGACGAUGGUUCAAAACAGAGUGCUCAGCAGGCUGCUCUUGGUGGCCCUGUUCCAGGUGGCGGUGAUGGUACUGAGUGGGAAAUGGUGAAGGAGAUCCUGUUGGACACUAACAUCUACCUCCUGGGAACAACUGGCGUGGUCACCAUCCUUCACAUGAUCUUCGAGACGCUGGCUUUCAAGAGUGAUAUUUCCCACUGGCGCAAGAAGAAGGACUCUGUCGGCACUUCGGUUCGAACCAUUUUGGCCAAUGUCUUGAUGCAACUUAUAAUCUUCCUUUACCUCAUGGACAAUAACGAGAACACAUCCUGGAUGAUUCUGGCCAGUCAGGGCUUCGGUAUCGUGCUUGAAGCCUGGAAGGUCACCAAGACGGUCGAUGUUCGCCUGCGUCCUCCUCCUGCCGACUCAUUCUUCUCAUUCCUGCCUUAUGUAAUUGUGUUUGAAGACAAGCACAAGCUCACGGAGACCGAAGAGAAGACCAAAGAGUACGAUGCUAUUGCUUUCCGAUACCUGUACAUCGUUGCCGUGCCUCUUCUUCUCGCAUACGCCGCAUACAGCCUCGUCUACAACUCUCACAAGUCUUGGUACUCCUUUAUCAUUGAGACCCUUGUGGGAAGUGUCUACGCAUAUGGAUUCCUCAUGAUGGUCCCAAGUUUGUAUAUCAACUAUCGUUUGAAGUCUGUUGCCCACAUGCCCGGCAAAGCAUUGACCUACAAGUUCUUCAACACCUUUAUUGACGACCUCUUUGCUUUCACUGUGAAGAUGCCUUGGCUGCACCGACUGGCCACUCUUCGUGACGAUGUCAUCUUCUUCAUCUGGGUUUACCAGAGCUGGAAAUACAAGGUUGACUUCAAACGUGUCAACGAAUUUGGCCAGGGAGGUGACAGUGAUGAGGAGAAUGAGAAAGAGGACUCUGAGGAGAAGCCUAUCCCUGUUGUUGAAUCUGAACAGCAGGACACCGCCACUCAAUCUUCGUCCAAGGUCACCUCCAAGUCGACCCGCAAGAGAAAAUGA
This is a messenger RNA of Penicillium taxi, 1926 nucleotides long. Its product is annotated as CLPTM1 family protein. Bases 1 to 1926 code for a protein of 641 amino acids. Lineage: Eukaryota; Fungi; Ascomycota; Eurotiomycetes; Eurotiales; Aspergillaceae. The record is from RefSeq and is a predicted model, not a curated record. The transcript is spliced from 4 exons. Gene Ontology annotation, cellular component: membrane; endomembrane system.